AUGGCCAGACCACAUAAGCGUAAACUAAGUUCAUCGCCGGCUGCAAAAAGUAAUGGAAAGACCUCAAAGUACGUUAAAGAAGCGGCGAAGCAGGAGCGACAUAGCGCUACAGACAGCAGCAACAAAGCGCAGCUUUUUGAUUCGGAAGAGGACGAACAGAGCAAUGAAGACAGCGACGAGGAAAGACCUGAAAAGGAUGAAGGCUUUUCUGACGCAAACAAAAAUUGGUUAAAAAUAAAAAAGGAUGAGCUAAGUGAAGGUAAGGAGAAUGACGAUAGUGGAGAUGAAGAUGAUGAAGAGGAACUCGACAUUGAGCGCAAGGCUCGUCUGUUAGACGAUGAGGAGGCGAUGGAGGCUGAGGAGGCUGAAGAAGAAAUGCGGCUUAACAUUGCUAAUAAUGAGCCGUACCACCUUCCGACAGAAGAGGAGCUGACUGGUGAAGAUCAGGGCGAUGGUGACAUGUCGGACCCUGCUGAGGUCUACCAACGUAUCAAAGAUGUUGUGGAAGUGCUGUCACAUUUUAGUUCGCGGCGUGAGCCUGGCCGCUCUCGUGUCGACUACAUGGAGUCAUUGGCUAAGGAUUUGGCUGGAUAUUUUGGCUACAAUCGCGAGCUAAUUGACAUGUUUCUAAAGAUGUUUUCGCCCGCUGAAUGCGUCGAGUUUGUGGAGGCUAAUGAGCAACCACGUCCGCUCGUUAUCCGUACUAACACGCUUAAAGCUCGUCGUCGUGACUUGGCCCAAGCAUUGAUCCAGCGUGGUGUCAACUUGGACCCUCUAGCCAAAUGGUCCAAGGUAGGUCUAAAGAUUUAUGACUCGCCAGUGCCCAUCGGUGCUACGCCUGAGUACCUUGCUGGGCACUACAUGUUGCAGUCCGCAUCAUCAAUCUGUGCUGUGAUGGCACUUGCCCCACAGAUGAACGAGCGUGUGCUGGACAUGGCCUGCGCUCCUGGCGGGAAGACUACGUAUAUUGCCCAGUUGAUGAAAAAUACGGGAACAAUCAUUGCGAAUGACUUAAAAAAGCAGCGUCUUAAGGCAACGGUUGCAAACCUGCAUCGUCUUGGCGUGAAGAAUACGUCAGUAUCGUGCAACGAUGGUCGUAGGGUACCACGCCUAUUUAAGGGUUUUGAUCGUGUCUUGCUUGAUGCACCAUGUACUGGUCUGGGUGUGAUUGCCCGAGAUCCAUCCAUUAAGACACAGAAGGGCGAAAAGGACGUCCAGCGACUUGCUCACUUGCAGAAGGAGUUAUUGCUUGCUGCUAUUGACGCUGCAGAUGCAAAGUCCAAGACUGGUGGUUACAUUCUCUACUCAACAUGUUCCAUUAUGGUUGAUGAGAACGAGUCCGUUGUGGACUAUGCACUGCGCAAAUGCUGCGUCAAACUAGUUGACACGGGGUUAGACCACGGUAAGCCAGGCUUCACUCGCUACCAGCAACAACGGUUCCAUCCAUCAGUACAACUUACAAGACGAUUUUAUCCUCAUGUGCACAACAUGGACGGUUUUUUCGUGGCUAAGUUUAAAAAAUACGCUAACAAGUUGCCGUCGGAAGAAAAAGAAGCUAAGAAGACACCCGAAGAGCUCGAAGAUGACGUUGAAGAGGCGAAUCUAACCAAGAAGGAGCGCCAAAAUGUUAUCACGGAGCGCAAGCGGGCAGCUGAGGAUGUUGAAGCCAAUGUUAUGCAGGAGGAUUCGAGCGAUGUCGAAGAUAAAAAUGAGGAAGUCGAGCAUCCUGUGAAAAAGCGCAGACAGGCGCAGAAGCCUUCGCAAAAGCAAGCGCCCAAGCGUGGACCGAAGAAGGCAAAAAAACAUGCUAAUAGGCCUCGCAAAAGUUCGUAUACAGCACGAACAAUUUGA
Messenger RNA from Plasmopara halstedii, 1851 nucleotides. RefSeq names its product ribosomal rna small subunit methyltransferase b. Gene Ontology annotation, cellular component: nucleolus. Gene Ontology annotation, biological process: maturation of LSU-rRNA; rRNA base methylation. The record is from RefSeq and is a predicted model, not a curated record. NCBI's taxonomy places the organism in Eukaryota, Oomycota, Peronosporomycetes, Peronosporales, Peronosporaceae. The coding region runs from base 1 to 1851 and encodes 616 amino acids. Gene Ontology annotation, molecular function: rRNA (cytosine-C5-)-methyltransferase activity; RNA binding. The transcript has a single exon.